UUAGAGUGGAGUUGGGACGACUGAAUGGAGCCAAGCGAGCAUUUACUGGCUUACUUCCUGACACCUACACAGAGUUCACAGCAGAUAUUUUCUUCACGGCCUGAGAGAAACGUCUGUCACUGCCUAGGAUUGAACUCUCAACCUCCUGAGUGUGAGUGCCAGCUCUAUCUACCCCGAUGAUACCUCCAACACCAGGAUUGUCUCUCAGACUGGCAGGCACGUACAACUAUUGUGAGGGACGUGUGGAAGUGUAUUAUGAAGGAGCCUGGGGAACUGUCUGUGGCAACAACUGGGAUAUGAAAGAUGCUCAGGUCGUUUGCCAACAGCUAGGAUGUGGGGACGCUGUAGCAACCCUACCCUGGCCUAAGUUUGGCUCAGGCUCCGGCGAAAUUGUCCUAAGUGACGUCCAAUGCAAUGGAGAUGAAUUCUUUCUGUGGAGUUGUAAGAACCCUGGGUGGGGUGUGCAUAACUGCAAUCAUCAACAAGAUGCUACAGUUCUCUGCACAGGUGAAAAGUAUAAACCAGCUGGAACUGAAGGUGAUGUGAUGUUUGUGGAGCUGGUGGGUGGUCCAGACCGAUGUGCUGGUCGUAUUCAAGUCAUUUAUUUUGCCAACUGGAGAACUGUGGUUUGCGGUGAAGAUUGGGACAUGAGAGAUGCUGAGGUUGUCUGCAAUCAAAUGCACUGUGGCUAUGCUCUUGCUGCCUUGAGCGAUGGCUCUUUUGGUAAAGGGGAGACCGGCCCUUUGAUGACUAAAGUAAAUUGCUCAGGAUCGGAAUACGAUUUAAUGACGUGCCCGUAUGAGUAUCGUCCUGCUACAUGUGGAAAUUACAAAGAUGCUGCUGUUAUAUGCUCAGAUUCUGAAUUGAACCCAACUGGAAUGCCAGGCCUCCUCUGAAAUAAACGAGAAAAAAAUAUUAGCCUAAUAAGAAACUUCCAACUGCUUUCUAUAUCAAGAUACUUCAAGAUAUGAAAAUCAUAAUUCAAUCCAAGUAACUACUAUUUGGCAAAUACAGUAUGGAACACUGUAUCCUACUCUGUAAUGCUUACUUUGGGAAAAGAAAGGAAUUUUCCAGUCACAUUAAACAAAAUGAGUAUGAAAAAGCAUCCCUUGAUAAAGAAUCCAUCAAUGCGUAACUCUCAUUGUAAAGUUUUGCCCAGAGUAAAGAAAGAGCUGGUAUAAUAACUACACUUUAAUUUAUAUGUACUACAUGCAACAUAUAUAGGAUGCUAUUUUUACCUUAUUGUUUCCUACUAUGCCUCCUAUACUAUCUUUAUUGCCUUGUUGGUUCAACUCUCACUACAUAAGCACAAGACAGUAACAAAUCCUGUCCAUAACUGGUUUCUGCGCAGGAUUUACAAACAAUGGGAGAGAUUUUGUUAUAUACUUUUGGAUUCCUGUAACAGAUUCCAGGGAGAGCCAACUGGUACAAAAUGCAGCUAUUAACUAAUGCACAAUCUUAUCAUUUUAUAUAUGAGAUAGAUUAAAAAUUAAAUUUGAAACUGGGCCUAUUUAUAAAGAUCCACUUUCUCAGGCACACUGGAAAGAUCUUUUAUCAAUUCCAAAUUGUGAAAUGCUUUUCCUUCAAAGAUAAUAUUGAUUUCAUCUCUAUAUGAUUCCAAGGGCAGUUUUAAAAAUAGUUACGUUCAUUUUUAAUUUCUGCCAUUAACCUUCUUGAGGUCAAUUGUUGAAAGGCAGCGUAAAAGCCACAUAAAUAUAUAAUGGGAAAAUAAGCAGAUUUUGGCAUAAUAACGACAUUGAUUUAAAAUUAAAAUAAUUGUUCUAUACCCUAAUUGUUAUUUAAUUUAUCUGAUAUCUAAUUGUUAAACUAGAGAGGAAACUAGUACUUCAGUGAUGAUUUUUAAGACAUAAAAUGGAUACUAUUUCCUUUUUUUAGAACAUUUUAAACAUUUCCUUGAAAUAAACCUUACAUGGCUGCAACCUUCAA
Molecule: messenger RNA, 1947 nt
Organism: Crotalus tigris (Tiger rattlesnake)
Lineage: Eukaryota; Metazoa; Chordata; Lepidosauria; Squamata; Viperidae
Product: deleted in malignant brain tumors 1 protein-like
Exons: 8
Coding region: 177-896 (239 amino acids)
Cellular component (GO): membrane
Source: RefSeq, a predicted model, not a curated record